CCCCGGUACAUCCGGGUCAUUCGCACACCCGCCCGGUCUCCCUGGUGGUUGCAGCCUGUUCCUUGCGGCGGCCUGGUGCUGCCAAGAUCGGUCCGUCCCCUCCGCGGGGGCUCCGGCCGCAGCGCUGCCUCGAGCCGAGCUGCGGCUCCGGGUUCCACCCACGCCUGCGCUGGGGCGGCUCGGUUCUGAAGACAAGCUGCUACAUCAGCUCCAUAAGGAGCUGGAAUUUUCCAUUAAGACAACAAGAAGAUCUCAUCAACUGAGGGGGGCCAAAAACAGAGAGCAGCACUGGCUGUAGGUACCUUAACAUGGGGAACCUUCUUAAAGUUUUGACAUGCACAGACCUUGAGCAGGGGCCAAAUUUUUUCCUUGAUUUUGAAAAUGCCCAACCUACAGAAUCUGAAAAGGAAAUUUAUAAUCAGGUGAAUGUAGUGCUAAAGGAUGCAGAAGGAAUCCUGGAAGACUUGCAGUCAUACAGAGGAGCUGGCCACGAAAUACGAGAGGCAAUACAGCAUCCUACUGACGAAAAAUUGCAGGAGAAGGCAUGGGGUGCAGUCGUUCCACUAGUAGGCAAGCUAAAGAAAUUCUAUGAAUUUUCUCAAAGGCUAGAGGCAGGACUGCGAGGUCUAUUGGGAGCCCUGACAAGCACCCCAUAUUCACCAACUCAGCACCUGGAGCGAGAGCAGGCUCUUGCUAAGCAGUUUGCAGAAAUUCUUCAUUUCACACUCCGCUUUGAUGAGCUCAAGAUGACAAAUCCCGCUAUACAGAAUGACUUCAGCUACUACAGAAGAACUUUGAGCCGUAUGAGGAUUAAUAAUGUUCCAGCAGAGGGUGAAAACGAAGUAAAUAACGAAUUGGCAAACAGAAUGUCUUUAUUUUAUGCUGAAGCAACGCCAAUGUUGAAAACCUUAAGUGAUGCCACGACAAAAUUUGUUUCAGAGAAUAAAAAUUUACCAAUCGAAAAUACCACAGAUUGUUUAAGCACCAUGGCUAGUGUGUGCAGGGUCAUGUUGGAAACCCCUGAGUACAGAAGCAGGUUUACAAAUGAGGAAACAGUAUCGUUCUGUCUGAGGGUAAUGGUGGGUGUCAUCAUACUCUAUGAUCACGUGCAUCCAGUGGGCGCCUUUGCCAAAACUUCAAAAAUUGAUAUGAAAGGAUGCAUCAAAGUCCUUAAAGACCAGCCUCCUAACAGUGUAGAAGGCCUUCUAAAUGCUCUCAGGUACACAACAAAGCAUUUGAAUGAUGAGACUACCUCCAAGCAAAUUAAAUCUAUGUUGCAAUAACAAUUACCUGGAAUUAGCACCUGCUGUAAACAGAAGACAGUAUUCUGCAAUGACUGAGAUGCACAGAUUUUUUUUUUUUAGUGAUUGCAACUACUAUCUCAUUCGUUUUUGCUUUCUUUAUUUUCUUCUCUUCCUCUUUUCCCUUUUUAAUCACUUUCUUGUUCUUAAGUAAGCUCAGACUUCUUUUCUGUGCCAAAUCAAUGAAAAUGAUCAAUUCUGGAAGGUAUUUGUACUUUUCAGAACAGCCAUCUUUAAGUGGCAGCUAAUUAUGCGUUGCGUUUGGAUUUCUCUGUACUGGGGAAAGUUCUGUGACUUGAACUAAAUAUUUUUAAACUUGUGGUUUUUUCUUUUUUUGAAAAACUAAUAUUUAAUAUUGCUUCUUCUGCAUGGCAAAACUGCCUAUUUCUGCUAUUUAAAAAACCCUUGAUGACUUCAUUUUCUAUUGCAGCUUAUUUUCAUGUGCAACCAUGAGGAAACAUAAAAGCAGAUUUGUUUAAAUUAACUGUGUUUGUACAAAAUGGUACUCAACACAAAAGUUUUUUUAAAUAAGUAAAGACUGUUUUGUUUAAAAGUUACGUUUGCAUUUUGACUCAUUUUUGUAAGGAUGUAUGUUGUAUGUUUAACCUUUAAUAACUAACGUUAAAAAAUGUGGUGUGUGCGUAGCAAAAUUACGUAUGCAUGUUCAUGUCAAAUGAUUGACUGUGGAUAAAAUAAUAAAAAUCAGCUUUCAUUUUUCUAA
Molecule: messenger RNA, 2022 nt
Organism: Chelonoidis abingdonii (Abingdon island giant tortoise)
Lineage: Eukaryota; Metazoa; Chordata; Testudines; Testudinidae
Gene: CYRIB
Product: CYFIP related Rac1 interactor B
Biological process (GO): regulation of actin filament polymerization
Molecular function (GO): small GTPase binding
Source: RefSeq, a predicted model, not a curated record